AAAGAAAGAUAUAUUUUUUUAAUACGCAGCCCAUCAUAGUGCCUUAACUUCAAACUGUGUCUUAAUUUGAGAGCUUACUAACAAUUUUCCCACCAAAAGAAACGAAAAUAAAUUUCCCCGCGUUUUCUUGUGGAUUACUAACCAUUUUCCCACUCCAAACCGGGUUUUUAGCUUGACAUAUAUAAAAAUGCAUAAACUUUCUGUCUUAUUGGACAAACACCUUUUUUCCCCUUCUAUUUGAUAUCAUAAUAUGGUCAUUUAUAAAGCUACCGUACCUGCUGUUCCUAUUCCAGACAUUGAUCUUUUCAGCUUUCUUUUUAGCCCAAAUGAAUUUAAUCAAUCUAAAGAUUUAGACAAGCCUCUUACUAUCGAAGGUGAAACUGGAAAAUCACUUUCUUGGAAUCAAAUUCGUCACCAAGCACUUCAUCUUGCUGCUGGUUGGACAGAAAAUGUUGGAUUGAAGCAAGGCGAUACGGUUGCUGUCUUUGCUCCCAACCAAGUCAACCAUACUGUUCUUUACCUUUCACUUUUAGGUGCCAAAUGUACUAUUUCUCCUGGUAAUCCUGCUUAUACAGAAGCUGAGUUCCAACAUCAAAUUACUAACAGUCAAGCUACUGCUCUUGUUACUGUACCUGCCUUAUUGCCUGUUCUUCUCAAGAUUUGCGACAAGAUUGGUCUUGCUCGUAGUCGUAUCUUUUUAUUUGGCGACGAAGAAAUAGAAUGCUGUCGUCCUUUUACUUCUAUUACUGGUACUAAGCCUAUUUCUUUUCCUUUGCAAGGAGUGGAUGGUGCUAACGAUGUUGCUUUUAUUUGCUAUUCAAGUGGAACCACGGGUCUUGCUAAAGGUGUCAUGCUUACCCAUAAGAAUUUUAUUGCUCAAAUUUUGCAGACUGUGGAUGCUGAACCUGAAGAAGAUCGACUCUUGGAUGAUGUUAUCCUUGGUUUCCUUCCAUUCUAUCAUAUCUAUGGUUUAACUAGUUUAGUCUUGAAUGCUUACUAUAAGGUAACACCUGUUGUUAUUAUGUCUCGCUAUGACUUGGAAUUGUUGUGUCAAUUGGUUGAAAAGUACAAGGUCACAUUAGCAAGUAUUGUACCUCCUGUUGCUGUUCAUCUUGCAAAGCAUCCUAUUGUUACCAAAUACAACUUGAACUCAAUCCGUCUUAUUGGAUGUGGUGCUGCUCCAUUAAGUAGAGAACACAUUGAAACACUUGCAAAGCGUAUUCCUGCCCAAUUGAAACAAGGGUAUGGUAUGACAGAAACUACCUCUGGUAUCAUCUCUCAAAGUCUUCAAGGCGGUGUUGCAGGUUCUAUUGGUAUCUUGAGCGCAAACAUGGAAUGUAAGGUUGUGAAUGAAAAGGGUCAAGAGCUAGGUGACGAUGAAGAAGGUGAAUUCUUGUUCCGUGGACCAAGUAUCAUGAAAGGUUACUUUAACAAUCCUAAAGCCAAUGCCGAGACAUUUACCGCUGAUGGCUGGAUGCGAACAGGCGAUGUUGGUAAAUACGACUCCAAAUCUGGUGAAUUCUUCAUCCUUGAUCGUAUCAAGGAAUUAAUCAAAUACAAGGGCUAUCAAGUUGCUCCUGCUGAACUUGAAGCUAUUUUGAUGGGCCUUGAUAUUGUUGCUGACUGCUGUGUUGUUGGUGUAUAUGAUGAAAACCAAGCUACAGAAAUUCCUCGUGCCUAUGUUGUGCUUCAACCUGGUGUUGAAAAAAGCGAAAAGAACGCCAAGAUCAUUGAUGAAUAUGUGACAAAGAAUGUAACAAACUACAAGAAGUUACGUGGUGGUGUUAAGUUUGUAGAUAUGAUUCCCAAAAGCCCAAGUGGCAAAAUCCUUCGUCGCCAAGUCAAAGAAUGGGUCAAGAAGGAGCAACAAGAAACCGCUGUGAAGGCUCGCUUGUAAAACUAUAUUUGUAAUAGAAACCCUUUUUUUAAUAAAAUGAAAUUCUAAUUGAUUUGGAUAUCACGUAACACAGAAAACGAUUGCUUUUUCAGAAAUGAAACAG
Molecule: messenger RNA, 2000 nt
Organism: Gilbertella persicaria
Lineage: Eukaryota; Fungi; Mucoromycota; Mucoromycetes; Mucorales; Choanephoraceae
Exons: 5
Coding region: 251-1897 (548 amino acids)
Biological process (GO): secondary metabolic process
Molecular function (GO): CoA-ligase activity
Source: RefSeq, a predicted model, not a curated record